Molecule: messenger RNA, 1304 nt
Organism: Mytilus californianus (California mussel)
Lineage: Eukaryota; Metazoa; Mollusca; Bivalvia; Mytilida; Mytilidae
Exons: 4
Coding region: 215-1060 (281 amino acids)
Source: RefSeq, a predicted model, not a curated record
UAUAACUAUAUAAACCAGCAGAUCUUGUAGUGCUAAGUACAGUAAUGAAACGGUCCUCUUUGACAAACGCAAAGCUUGAAUACAUGCAGAGUGUGAACACACAGAAAUCUUGAACACACGCAAAGCUUGAACAAAAGCAAACCUUGAACAUAGAUAAAGCUUUUCGGCAAAGGAACUAAUAUCAUAACUUUCAAUGUGUGUGCAUUGAAACACAAUGUUUCGUUUGUCCUUUUUGAUAGUUUUUCUUUUCGGGUGGACAUUAAGUGAAAUCAUUGUUAUCAAAAAACAUACAGACAAAAUAUACAGUGGCCACGUUUUGUUUGAAGUAUCUAUUCCAAUGUGGUCAUUAUGUGUCCAACUUUGCUCGAGAAUUCAAGUCUGUAAAUCGAUCAACUUUAUAACACGGACUAACACUUGUCAGAUAAAUGACGCUGAACCUGUAGGAAAUAAGGAUGAACUCCUAAAGAGUGUUGGCAAAAGCUUUGUUGCGGUCUCGAAUCUUCAAAAGGAGCUAGCUGGUUCGUGCAAAGGCCAUGACUGUAAGGUCAGUGAAAUAUGUAUGCCACAAAGUCUGAAUUACACAUGCGUUCCACUGUCAGAUGUCUUUGCUGAAAGGAGAACACGAGAAAGAUCUCUUGUGUCUCAAUUCUUGGAAACUGGUCAAAGCACUCCAUUUAACUGUUAUUCCGGUUACGUAUGCAAAGCUGGAGCAGGGAUUGACGGAAUUAAAAACCCUUAUAACAUGUUUCAUACAGAUAGUGAACUCGAACCUUUCUGGUGGGUCAAUCUCGGACAAGUGUACACGGUACAGAAGGUGGUCAGUACGAAUCGUAUGGAUACAUUAGGUCAUCGACUUACAAAAAUGCUCAUUCAUGUAGGCACCAGCUUAGAUACAUCUUACAUGGAGCUAUGCGGUCAGUUCAUUGGUCCAGCCGUUACUGGACAGGUUAUAGUUAUACCAUGCAACACACUACCAGAAGGACAAAUAGUAAAAUUAACAAGUGUUAAUACCGCGCCACAGUUCUUUCAUCUUUCUGAAGUUGAAGUGUAUGGUGUUUAGGGAACAACUAUUUAACUUCCAGGGGGAGGGGGGCUUUGGUUUUUUUUUUCUAAAAAAACAAUUCUGAUCCCUAAUUUGAUGAAAAAAAUAUUCUGGUCAAACAGAUGUCAUGUUGUAAAAAUGCGUGAAAUUGUGAAUUUUAGCAUUUUCUUCUUUUUAUGUCGUGUUUGGUAUAAAAAGUAAUUAUUUCGGAUAAGUAGAUAAGUUUCAAUAUUUUUAUUCAGCAAACAGUGCAUUUUGUUCG